Messenger RNA from Penicillium olsonii, 2538 nucleotides. The record is from the annotation of a GenBank genome assembly. Lineage: Eukaryota; Fungi; Ascomycota; Eurotiomycetes; Eurotiales; Aspergillaceae.
AUGGCCUUCCAUUAUGUCAGCGUCACGUGUGCCGAAAAAGUGGCCAUAAACAGUGUUCCAAGGCCGCUGCCGGAGGACCUGGGCCCUGCACGCGACUUCUACCGUGUACACUCCUCUUCUUCCCUCGGCCUUUUUUUUUUGGAUCAAAGGAGCAUCAUGGCUUCCCUGGGCGAGGAUUUGCUCGUUACCGUGAAUAAGCUCCAGGACCUGGUGUUCAACACCAUUGGAAAUGACUCCCUAGAUCUGCCCCAAAUCGUCGUGGUUGGUUCGCAAUCAUCCGGAAAGUCUUCAGUCUUGGAGAACAUAGUUGGGAGGGACUUCCUGCCCCGAGGCAGUGGGAUUGUUACUCGGCGGCCACUGAUUCUCCAGCUUAUCAAUGUCCCCAGUGAACGCGACGACAAGCCCGCAUCCGAUGAGAUCCACAUCCCACACACGGCCGCGAGUGUUGCCGGUCAGCACGAGUGGGCGGAGUUUCACCACCAACCGGGGCGCAAGUUCGAGGACUUUGCGCAAGUGAAGGCGGAGAUCGAAGCGGAGACGGCAAGGAUCGCGGGAAGCAACAAGGGCAUCAACAGACAGCCGAUCAACUUGAAGAUCUUCUCCCCUCAUGUGCUGAACCUGACACUGGUCGAUUUGCCUGGACUGACGAAGGUGCCUAUUGGCGAUCAACCCUCCGACAUCGAGAAACAAACGCGCACCCUGAUCCUGGAGUACAUCGCCAAGCCCAACAGCAUAAUCCUCGCGGUCUCGCCCGCGAAUGUGGACUUGGUCAACUCCGAGGCGCUGAAGCUCGCCCGUCAGGUGGAUGCUAUGGGCCGCAGGACCAUCGGUGUUCUGUCGAAAUUGGAUUUGAUGGACCAUGGUACUAAUGCGAUGGACAUUCUGUCCGGGCGUGUGUAUCCCUUGAAGCUUGGUUUCAUCGGUGUGGUCAAUCGAUCCCAGCAAGAUAUUCAAUCUGGCAAAUCUCUGUCCGAUGCCUUGCGAGCAGAGUCUGAAUUCUUCCGACACCACCCGGCCUACCGUAACAUGGCCAACCGUUGCGGCACGCACUUCUUGGCCAAGACUCUGAACACGACUCUAAUGUCUCACAUUCGAGACCGUUUGCCAGAUAUCAAAGCUCGGUUGAACACAUUAAUGGGCCAGACUCAACAAGAGCUGGCUAGCUAUGGAAACAAGCAGUUCAGCGGCGAAGAGCACCGUGGCUCACUGAUCCUCCAGCAGAUGACUAGAUUCGCCGCCUCUUUCAUCUCAUCUAUCGAUGGAACCUCUUCGGAAAUAUCGACUAAGGAGCUGUGCGGUGGUGCGCGCAUCUACUAUAUUUUCAACUCUGUCUUUGGAAAUUCUCUAGAGACCAUUGACCCUACUCAUAAUUUGACUGUUUCGGAUAUCCGAACCGCCAUUCGCAAUUCAACUGGUCCUCGUCCAAGUCUCUUUGUCCCAGAACUGGCCUUCGAUCUGCUGGUCAAACCUCAGAUCAAGCUCCUUGAAUCGCCCUCCCAGCGCUGUGUGGAAUUGGUCUAUGAGGAACUGAUCAAGAUCUGCCACACCUGUGGCAACCAAGAGCUGCUGCGGUUCCCCCGUCUCCAAGGCAAGCUCAUUGAGGUGGUAUCUGACCUUCUUCGCGAGCGCCUCGGGCCGUGCUCAAGCUAUGUGGAAUCUUUGAUCUCGAUCCAGAGAGCUUACAUCAAUACCAACCACCCUAACUUCCUUGGCGCCGCUGCUGCUAUGUCCUCAAUCAUCCAGAACAAGCAGGACGAAGAGAGGAAGGCAGUACUAGCCGAGGAGAAGCGGAAACGUGAGAAGCGCCGCCAAAAGGAACUGGGUGCCCCGAAUGGGACUGGAGGCCCCGACGAUGAAGAAGACCCCAAGACCCUCCCUCUCCGAACCCAGUCAAGCAAGGGUUCUCGGAGCCUGUCCCCUCACGUUGGACGCGGGAGUGAGAAUGGCAUUGCUGCGACAUUGAAUGGCGCUCAUUCCAACCACGCCGGAUUUGGUGUUGGUUCGAACACUGCGCGUGACUCUUUCCUAAACUACUUCUUCGGCAAGGAGGGCACUCAAAAUACCGCUCUUCCCCCAGCUGGUGUGAGCUCCCACCGCUCUAACCCACACCCCAGCGAGCCGAGCAUCAGCCAGAGCAUUCGCCGUGCCGAAGUUCGGUCUCCGGUGCUGCCCGCAGAGGAAUAUACAGCCCCACAGCCCGAAUUUGGUGAUCUCUCUAAUUUCCCUCACGAAAACACUGAGCCUGCACUCACUGACCGUGAAAUGCUUGAAUGCGAGCUCAUCCAGCGCCUGAUCUCAUCAUACUUUGCAAUUGUCCGGGAAACCAUCGCAGACCAGGUUCCCAAGGCAGUUAUGCACCUUCUUGUCAAUCACUGCAAGGAUGUUGUUCAGAACCGACUUGUGAGUGAGCUUUAUAAGGAGGAUCUGUUCAGCGAGCUUCUUUAUGAGGAUGAUGGCAUCAAGGCCGAGAGAGAGAAGUGUGAGAAGCUCUUAGAGACAUACAAAGAGGCUGCCAAGAUCGUUGGCGAGGUGUUAUAG